AUGGCCGCCAACACGCAGCCGGCGAUGCAGCUGGCCGACUACCUCGAGAAGCUGCCGGGAACGACCUUUAGAAAGCUCUACCAGCAGCCCUCGACAGCCUUUGCCAUUUUCCGGCGCAUGCUGCCGCACCUGGCCAAAACCAUUGUGAUGCGCAUGUUGUACAUGUCCGGCCCCAUGAGCCUGGCUGACCUGGACGCCUGGGUCAAGCCCGAAGCGAAAAGACAAAAAGACCAAAUGCUCUCGACGCUCCGCAGCCUGCACAUUGUGCAAAUCUCCGCGCCCGCCAAGGACAAGACGCAAGAAGUCCAGCUCACGACCAACUUCCGCACCUCGAUGCGCCUCGCCCUCACGGGCGGCGGCAACCACAACUCGUUUGGCGUGCCCUCGUCGCUCACCGUCCCCCCCGAAAUCGACGCUCCCUUUCUAGACCGGUACGCGCGCCGCCGCUGGGACGAGAUCCUCCACUUUGUCGUGUCCUCGGUCGGCUUUAAAAGCACCGCUACGACGGCAGCCGGCGGCGAGGGUGGUGGCGGCGGCGGCCCCAACAAGAGCGUCCGCGACAUCCUCAUCGCCGGGCGCCUCGUCGACCGCCGCCCCAGCGGCUCCGUCGGCAUCACGCAGGCCGGCUUCACCUUUCUCCUGCAAGAGGCCAACGCGCAGGUCUGGACGCUGCUGCUGCUCUGGCUCGACGCGCAAGACGCCGAUAAGAACGCGGCCGUCGACACGCUCUCGUUUCUCUUCAUGCUCGCCAGUCUCGAGCCCGGCCGCGCCUACGACACCCACGCCCUCUCGGAGCAGCGCCGCGACAUGCUCCCCGCCCUCGCCGACUUCGGCCUCGUCUACAUCCCGCCCCAGAAGCGCUCCAUGUUCUUCCCCACGCGCCUCGCCACCACGCUCACCAGCGGCGCCAGCAGCGGCCUGCGGAGCAUCAGCGACGGCGUCGCCGCCGCCACCUCGGCCGCGCGCUCCUCCCCCUCCUCCUCCGCCCACCAGCCGGCAUCAUCCAGCGCUGGCAGUGGCCCCCUCGGGGGCGGCUCCGGCGACCAGCCCGGCGCCGUCGUCAUCGAGACCAACUAUCGGUUGUACGCGUACACGCAGUCGACGCUGCAGAUUGCCGUGCUCGCCCUCUUUGCGCGCCUCACCAUGCGCUUCCCCGACAUGGUCGCCGGCCGCCUCACGCGCACCUCGAUCCGGCAGGCCAUCCAGUUUGGCAUCACCGCCGACCAAAUCAUUGCCUACCUCGCCGCCCACGCCCACGAGCAGAUGCACCGCACCGCCGCCCUCACCAACAAGCCCGUCCUGCCCCCGACCGUCGUCGACCAGAUUCGCCUCUGGCAGCUCGAGAAUGAGCGCAUGAAGACCACCCCCGGCUUCCUCUUUCGCGACUUUGACGACCCCAAGGAGUACCAUGAUACACGGCGCUUCGCCGAUGAAAUUGGUGUCCUCGUCUGGAGCGACGACAAGAAGGGUCUGUUCUUUGCCAGCAAGUUUGAGCAGAUUAGGGAUUACCUCAAGAGUAGGAAAAAGGCCGAAUAA
Messenger RNA from Cordyceps militaris CM01, 1536 nucleotides. RefSeq names its product TFIIH and nucleotide excision repair factor 3 complexes subunit (Tfb2), putative. NCBI's taxonomy places the organism in Eukaryota, Fungi, Ascomycota, Sordariomycetes, Hypocreales, Cordycipitaceae. The record is from RefSeq and is a predicted model, not a curated record. Gene Ontology annotation, biological process: nucleotide-excision repair. Gene Ontology annotation, molecular function: ATPase activator activity; double-stranded DNA binding. Bases 1 to 1536 code for a protein of 511 amino acids. The transcript is spliced from 3 exons. Gene Ontology annotation, cellular component: transcription factor TFIIH holo complex; transcription factor TFIIH core complex.